UCUAUGUUAGGAAAGAAAACAUGAGCGUGAAAAUUCGUUUAGGGUUUACCACUGGUUAAACAAACACUGGCUACGAGCUACAGUCCACAGAGCAUGAAAAAGGAAAGCCAAUUUCUUGGCUACAGCUUCAGCAACGAAGGCGAUCUUGAGUUCCGCUGGAGAUUAGAGAUGACUGAGACCGUAAUGUCAUUGGAUGAAGAAUGACUCGAGGUCAAACGAUCAAGCUUUGGAAGAUCUCCAACUGCCAGCUCUGGAACACGUAAAGCACCAUCAUGUCAUAUGAUGAUUCAAUUGUGAUUGAAGCACCCAGUGAUAGCUUUUGGGAGGUUGGAAACUAUAAGCGCACAGUAAAGCGCUUUGAUGAUGGCCACAGACUCUGUAGUGAGCUCAUGACUUGCCUCCAUGACCGUGCUCGGAUAGAGAAGAAUUAUGCUCAACAACUUACAGAAUGGGCCAAAAAGUGGAAACAGCAGAUAGAGAAAGGACCGCAGUAUGGAACUUUAGAGAAAGCAUGGAUAUCAUUAAUGACUGAGGCAGAAAAGGUCAGUGAGCUGCACCUAGAGGUCAAGUCUGCAUUGAUGAAUGAAGACUUUGAAAAAGUCAAGAAUUGGCAGAAGGAGGCCUACCACAAGCAAAUGAUGGCAAACUUCAAAGAAACAAAAGAGGCAGAGGAUGGAUUCCGUAAAGCACAGAAACCCUGGGCCAAGAAAUUGAAGGAGGUGGAAGCUGCCAAGAAGGCCUAUCAUGUAGCUUGUAAAGAAGAGAAAAUAGCAAUAUCCAGGGAAUCAAACAGCAAAGCUGAUUCAAAUGUAAAUCCAGAACAACUGAAGAAAGUGCAAGAUAAAGUAGAAAAAUCUAAGCAGGAUGUUCAAAAGACGAAGGAAAAGUAUGAGAAAAAUCUAGAUGAACUGAAUAAGUCCACACCACAAUAUAUUGAAAACAUGGAGCAAGUCUUCGAGCAGUGUCAGCAGUUUGAAAACAAGAGACUAGAAUUCUUUCGAGAGGUCCUAUUGGAGGUGAAGCAACAUCUUGACCUUUCUACUACCAGUUAUAGCGCUGUUUAUCAAGAGCUGGAAUGUGCUAUUAAGUCAGCAGACCCCAAGGAGGAUCUUAAAUGGUUCAGAGGUACAUUUGGUCCAGGAAUGCCCAUGAACUGGCCACAGUUUGAGGAAUGGUGUGCCGACCUCAAUCGCACACUCAGUAGGAGGGAAAAACCUAAAAAGACUGGGGAUGGAGUGACAUUGACUAGUAUCAAUCAGACAGGAGAUCAAGCAUCCCAGCCUCCCACAUACAGCAGUCUUUUUGCCCGGAGUGCUACUAACUCGAUACGUUCCAGUUGUAACCCAUUUGAGGAAGAGGAGAAUGGCAAACCUGUCGACGAAAAGGAGAACACAAUAACCAAAAACAGCUAUGAAAAGAACCAAAACUACACCACAGAAUGGUCAGAUGAAGAAACAAACAACCCCUUCAACUGCAAUGAAACAAAUGGUGAUAAUCCUUUUGAUGAGGAUCAUUCAGGAUCAGAAGUCCGAGUGCGAGCAUUGUAUGAUUAUGAAGGACAAGAACAUGAUGAGCUUAGUUUCAAAGCAGGGGAUGAACUGACAAAGGUAGAAGAUGAAGAUGAGCAAGGCUGGUGUAAGGGGCGACUGGAGAAUGGACAAGUUGGCUUGUACCCUGCCAAUUAUGUUGAAGUAAUCCAGUGAUGCAGAAUGAGCCAAAGAAAAUGCUACAUCAGUUUCACAUUUAAACAUACAGUUACAUCAACUUAAAAUGAAAAUGGUGAAUUGGUGUAUAGAAUGUAUAUAUUCAUUACGUUGAGCAAUAUGGUUACUUCUGGUAAUGCUUUGCUUUGAUGAGAUGAAUCUAGUCUUCAUUGGAGUGAAUAAUGUGCAUUUUAGCAGGCUCCUGUCUUGUACUUUGAAGUUCUUAGCUGAAGUUUCACGUUUACUGUGACAUCAGUUUUAAAUUUUAUCUACAGUCCAUAGCUUUGGCAGCUGCAUAGACAAAAGGAUUGUAAAAACUGAUUUAAUAACUUGCCUUGUGUGACUGCUGAAUACUAAUUUUAAAUGUUUGUCUUUGACUCAUUGCUGCCUUUGUAUAUUAUUUAAAUAAUUUCCCUGAUUACUUUUCCAUUUUUAAAACAAAUGACAUAUAGUGAUUAGUUUUGUACUUUAUUUUUAAUGAUGGAACUCCCAAUAUUUACCCAUUGGGUAGCUUUUUAGUAAUUCAGCUCUCUUGCAGUUCCUGCUCAUUAGAAAUGUCUCCCUCUUUUACGAGCAUAAGCUAUAGAUAAGGAAAUAUGAGGUCAUGCUGUGCUUUAAUUUCUUCCCAAAGUGCACAUCUGUUCAAUCAUUUAUCCCUCACUUUUAUGCAAGACCGUGUGCUGCUUUAAUGUGCUAGCAAAACUUUGUACAGCCAACUGAAUAUAGUUAGCAUGUCAGGGAAACACUGGGGUGUGUAUUUAGUUAAAUACUACAAUGUUAUCUGUUUCUUCAAUGUUCAUUUUGAAAUGAAAUAUCCAGUACAACGGUAAGACUUAACCGCUCUGUAUUCUAAACUUUGUGGAUUUUAAUAUAAACUAAGAAAGUUCCAUGUUUUUUGGACAUGAUGUAAUGUUCAUAAUGGGGGCUUAUGGUUAGAGAGGAACUGCCUGUAAAUGAAGAGUGUUGAAGAGAAUACAUACCCAUGUUCCAUUUAUUUCAUUUGCUAGUAUGCACUUCUGUAAGCUCCUCAAAUAACUGGAGAGCUUUUGAAAGGUUUAAAGAUCCACACUAAAUUUACUAGUUGGCAUUCUUCUUUAAAGAAAAGAUUACAUACGCAUUUGUACAUUUAAAAAAAUCAACAUGAACAAAGAUAAUUGGGAAAGAGUGCUUUCAACUGCAUUGUUUGCGUAUUCAACCUAAGGACUGUUUUAAAAAAGUGAAUAAGAUAAAUUUUGUUGAUACUUUGCUUUAUCAAUAUCAUAAAAUAUUGUGAUUCAAAUUAUUGUGUAAUAUAUUAUAUAUAUAUAUAUAUAUAUAUAUGGAGAGGGGGCAUAAGAGUGGGCUGUAAUCACUCUAAACAUGGGUGAAUUGUAUGCCAGCUUUAAAUGAAUAAUAGUUUUUUUGGUAAAUUUUUGAUCUGUAAAACUUUCAAUCAAUCUUCAAUGAGAAUUAAACUAGAAACUAUAUGUAGUAA
Messenger RNA from Carcharodon carcharias (great white shark), 3177 nucleotides. RefSeq names its product protein kinase C and casein kinase substrate in neurons protein 2-like. Bases 273 to 1703 code for a protein of 476 amino acids. The record is from RefSeq and is a predicted model, not a curated record. NCBI's taxonomy places the organism in Eukaryota, Metazoa, Chordata, Chondrichthyes, Lamniformes, Lamnidae. Gene Ontology annotation, cellular component: endosome; cytoplasm; plasma membrane. Gene Ontology annotation, molecular function: phospholipid binding; protein binding. Gene Ontology annotation, biological process: regulation of endocytosis; cytoskeleton organization; plasma membrane tubulation. The transcript has 11 exons.